UUUCGCUUUGGGCCGGUCCGGAGGCGGCGGGGCCGUCCCGGAACCACCGCAGCCGCGCAUCCCGGAGUUAACCCGAAAGCGCCGCAGCCCCGCGGGCCAGGCGCACGUGUCACCGAGAGGCUGAUGUAGAGAGAGACAGAGAGAGAGAGAGAAAGCAAGAGCCCGGAGUCCCGGGAAAGUCCUGCCGCCCUCGGGGCAAUUAUAAAAUGUGGCCCCGGGGUCAGCGUCCCAGCCUCCGCCCUCACCUGCCGCGGCCGCCAGUCCCAUCCAGCUGCGCUCUCGGUGUCCCCUGGUGCCGGUUCAGCAUGUGUCCCCCGCGCGGCCUCCUCCUUGUGGCCACCCUGGUCCUCCUGGGCCACCUCAGCGUAGCCAGGAAUCUUCCCGGGGCCACACCAGGCCCAGGAAUGUUUCAGUGUCUUCACCACUCCCAAAACCUGCUGAGGGCUGUCGGCAGCAUGCUUCAGAAGACCAGACAAAUCCUAGAAUUUUACUCCUGUACUUCUGAAGAGAUUGAUCAUGAAGAUAUCACAAAAGAUAAAACCAGCACAGUGAAGGCCUGUUUACCCCUGGAAUUAACCAAGAAUGAGAGUUGCCUGGCUUCCCAAGAGACUUCUUUUAUCACUAAUGGGAGUUGCCUGGCCUCCAGGAAGACCUCUUUUAUGAUGACCCUGUGCCUUAAUAGUAUCUAUGAAGACUUGAAGAUGUACCAGGUAGAGUUCAAGGCUAUCAAUACAAACCUUCUGAAGGAUCCCAAGAGGCAGAUCUCGCUAGAUGAAAACAUGCUAUCAGUUAUUGAUGAGCUGAUGCAGGCCCUGAGUUUCAACAGUGAGACUGCACCACAAAACCUCUCCCAUGAAGAACCGGAUUUUUAUAAAACUAAAAUCAAGCUCUGCAUACUUCUUCAUGCUUUCAGAAUUCGGGCGGUGACUAUUGACAGAGUGAUGAACUACCUGAAUGCUUCCUAAGAGGCUGAGGUCCCUCCCCAUCCUCAAGGCAUCUUCAUAAACAAUUCGAAAUGGAGAAAAUGUAUUGGGAUGUGGAUGGGCUACUAGGG
Carlito syrichta (Philippine tarsier) is the source of this 1054-nucleotide messenger RNA. It is a transcript of the gene IL12A, whose product is annotated as interleukin 12A. Gene Ontology annotation, molecular function: interleukin-12 receptor binding; growth factor activity. NCBI's taxonomy places the organism in Eukaryota, Metazoa, Chordata, Mammalia, Primates, Tarsiidae. The record is from RefSeq and is a predicted model, not a curated record. Gene Ontology annotation, biological process: immune response. The transcript is spliced from 7 exons. The coding region runs from base 207 to 965 and encodes 252 amino acids. Gene Ontology annotation, cellular component: extracellular region.